AUCAUCGCCACAGAGGAGGAUGAAGAGGAAUGUGCCUUGUAUCGGCUUUGCCUUUCUUUUAGCUGUAAGUGAGCCGAGUUUUGCAGAAGAACCGGAAGUUAACACGAAUUUUGGCCCAAUUCGCGGUGUUUGGCUACGGACAACAAAGGGCUUUGAAAUCGCGGGCUUUCUAGGAAUUCCCUACGCCGAGCCGCCGAUCGGGGAAUUGAGGUUUGAGAAUCCUCGUCCAUGGACCAAACAAUGGAAAAAUGGUACUUUGGACGCAACUACUGAUGGAUCAAUGUGCUUACAAAAAAGCACAACAAAAGAAAUUAUUGGAAACGAGGACUGUUUAUUUCUUAAUAUUUAUACACCUACGAUAUCUAAAGAUCAGCUCUAUAUACAACAACAAAAACUAUCGGUUUUAGUUUUUAUCCAUGGCGGCGGUUUUAGAACAGGAAGUAGCAACAGCAGUUUGUUCGCGCCUACGUAUUUGCUGGAUUACGACAUCAUCCUAGUUACGAUGAACUAUCGGCUUAAUGUAUUAGGUUUCUUCAGCACAGGAAGCAAUGUCACGCCCGGCAACUACGGCCUCAAGGACAUUGUGCUGGCGCUUGCCUGGGUCCGCGACAACAUCGGGGCUUUUGGCGGAGAUGCCGAGGCUGUCACGCUCGCCGGUCACGACGCCGGGGCCGUAGCCGCUCAGAUUAUCGCCGCAAGGAUCAACGCGUCUGAGGGACUCUUCCACAAGUUAAUUACAAUGAGCGGAACAGCAACGUCUCAUUGGUCCGUUCAAACUAGAAAAAACAUAAGAAAUUCAUCGAUACACGUGGCGACACUAGUGGGUUGUACGAAUAAAAUCGGUUAUUUUGACGAUCUGGGCAGUGGAGAUUAUGGAGCAGAGAUAGCAGUUUUCGAUGAUUCGUCCGAGGACAUCGACAAGAAGAUGAUAGACUGUAUGAAAGGCAUAGAAGCAAUAAAAAUCGUUGACCAAGGAGACGACCACGCGUGGCAGCGACAUCCGAUGUUAAUUUUCACCCCGACUCUGGAAGCCGAGGCCGAGGGCGCUAUCCUGACGGUGCAUCCGGAGCGGAGCCUCAGCGAGAGCCUAUUUAGGGACCUGCCCUGGAUAAUCGGAGUCACGGAUGACGAGGGUUUGUGGAAGACGACCGAUUUACUUCUUAAUAGUGACAUCAAAGAUGAACUCAUACAGGAUUAUGAAGAUCUUCUCGUUCCGUACGUUUUGGAGAUGAAAAAUACGAUCAAUAACGUCACAGCAGUAAGCGAAGCUAUCAGGGAAUUUUACUUUAAGGGUGAUAUUUUGGCGAAUUUCGAAAUGAAUAUCACUCAGUUAGUUGGAGAUGCACUGAUAUCAUGGUCAACUUAUGACUUUAUGCAAAAACAAAUCAAUAAUAUGAAUUCAAAUUUGUACUUUUAUGUAUUUGCGUAUGAGGGAACAUUUAGUAAUACCUUUCGAUGGGGUAUUCCAUUUCGAUUCGGUGCUGCCCAUAACGAUGACAUAAAUUAUGUAUUUCCGUACUUAAAUACGAAAUUCGCAGAUUUAGAAUUAUUUAAUACUUUGGGUGACAAAGCAAUAAUUAAUACGAUGUGUGAAAUGUGGAUGAAUUUUAUGAAAACAGGGGUACCGAGCGCGAAGCUCACCCCAGAAUGGGAGCCUUACAAGCUGAACCAUCGAUUCAUGAGAUUCGGCAACGGCCGCUUGACAGACCGAGAGACGGAGGAGAAUUUUCUACCCGAGAGGAUGGCUUUCUGGUCAGAGCUGAUGAGGAACUUCUCGGUGCCGAUCGAGGAAUACCGCAUCGACAAUAUUGACGAUGAUGAAGUUGAGGACAGCUCAAGUGCCCCGGCUCCCUCUAUUCAUCGCCUAUUGUAUAUAUGCGUCUCGAUAUUCUGUCUAUGCUCGAAUUUCAUGCUGUAACCGGAGUCGAGCGAUUUACGGCGUCGGUCCCGUAGUGUGAUACUUUUGGUCGCUUUUGAAUAAAACAAGAAAAAUCUACGAACCCAUUCGUUAAAUUUCCCAAAACAAUCUGUUAAGAUUAAUGAAACAUUAAUAUUGCGAUUUGUUCAGGGUUCAUCUGACGUUUUUAUAG
Molecule: messenger RNA, 2090 nt
Organism: Ceratosolen solmsi marchali
Lineage: Eukaryota; Metazoa; Arthropoda; Insecta; Hymenoptera; Agaonidae
Product: esterase FE4
Exons: 10
Coding region: 20-1918 (632 amino acids)
Source: RefSeq, a predicted model, not a curated record